CGCGUGUAACAUAAACAAGAAAUGUCGCUGCUGGAACAGUACGAGCAGCAGUACGCAGCUCUGAUUGCGGAGAUAACAGCGCAUAUCGGACGAUUGCAGCAACAGAGCAGCAGCAGUGACCGUAAUGAGCUGUGCAGUAAAAUCGAUGGCAGCCUGCCCGAGGCACAGGAGCUGCUGGAGCAGAUGGGCCUGGAGGUAAGAGAGCUGAAUCCAGCACAGAGAACAAGCUUCAACAGCAAGCUGCAGGUGGCCCAAGCCGAGCUGCGACGCCUCCAGGCGGAGUACAAGCAAACCAAGAAUAAGGCGCAGCCAAACGCCUUUACAACCUUGGACUUGGGUGGGGCCGGGGACUUUUACGAGGAUGUGUCCAUUAACAAUGACCAGCGACAACGCCUACUAGACAAUUCCGAGCGGAUUGAGCGCACUGGCAAUCGACUGACCGAGGGAUAUCGGGUAGCCGUGGAGACAGAGGCUCUGGGCGCACAAGUACUGAACGACCUGCACCAUCAGCGCGAGACCUUGCAAGGUGCCCGGGCACGUCUGAGGGAAACAAACGCCGAUCUCGGCCGUGCCUCCCGCACCUUGAACACCAUGGUGCUGAGGGCUCUGAGAGAAAAGGUCGUUUUAUAUGGGGUUGGUGUGUGCUUCGUGGUGGCUGUGGGUGUCAGCCUAUAUCUCACCUUUGCCCCGAGUUCCUCGGCCGCCACCUCAUAGUUAACCUAAUAGAAAC
Molecule: messenger RNA, 730 nt
Organism: Drosophila persimilis
Lineage: Eukaryota; Metazoa; Arthropoda; Insecta; Diptera; Drosophilidae
Gene: Vti1a
Product: vesicle transport through interaction with t-SNAREs homolog 1A
Exons: 2
Coding region: 22-714 (230 amino acids)
Biological process (GO): macroautophagy; intra-Golgi vesicle-mediated transport; intracellular protein transport
Cellular component (GO): ER to Golgi transport vesicle membrane; Golgi apparatus; SNARE complex
Molecular function (GO): SNAP receptor activity; SNARE binding
Source: RefSeq, a predicted model, not a curated record